Molecule: messenger RNA, 1568 nt
Organism: Papilio polytes (common Mormon)
Lineage: Eukaryota; Metazoa; Arthropoda; Insecta; Lepidoptera; Papilionidae
Product: poly(A)-specific ribonuclease PARN-like domain-containing protein 1
Exons: 10
Coding region: 104-1489 (461 amino acids)
Biological process (GO): nuclear-transcribed mRNA poly(A) tail shortening
Cellular component (GO): cytoplasm; endoplasmic reticulum
Molecular function (GO): poly(A)-specific ribonuclease activity; RNA binding
Source: RefSeq, a predicted model, not a curated record
AAUUUUUCAUUGUUUUGAAUUUUGAAAUAGUUAAAUUUAAAUAUCUAAAAGGUUGAUUAUUUCUAAUUUAACUAGUAAUAAAUAUAGAUCAAACUGUUAUAUAAUGGAGAUAACAAGAAAGAACUUUGCUGAGGAAUUAGAAAACAUAACCAAUAAUUUGAAACGUUCAUGUUUUAUUGGAUUCGAUGCUGAAUUUACUGCUUUACUAUCAGGAGAAUGUUUUCAGCACAGAUUAUUUGACACAAAUGAAGAAAGGUAUAAUAAAAUCAAAGAUGAAGUUAGUAACAUGAUUAUUUCACAAGUGGGUCUCACAAUGUUCCAGUACGACAGAGACGAAGAUGGAUAUAAUGCUAUUGGGUAUACAUUUCACUUGUGUCCUCAAGUGUUGGGAGAUAUUGACCAAUCAUUCAUAUUUCAAGCUUCAACAUUAAAGUUUUUGUGUAAACAUAAUUUUAAUUUUAAUAAGUUCAUCUAUGAGGGUAUACCUUAUCUAUCAAAAGUAGAAGAAGAUGAAAUUCUUGAACAAAUCAAAAACAAUAACUUAGCAAGCUAUCUAACAAGUGCAUUACAAAUUGAAGAAGAAAAGGAAAUACAAUAUUACGGCAAUAAAGUCAGUGAAUGGUUGCACACCAGCGAAGAAGGAACAAUUUAUAUAGAUGUACAUAACCCCAUUCAGAGGUACCUCAUACAUAUUGAACUCCGGCAAAGGUUUCCACAUGUUCUUACAACAGAUAGCUUAGGUAAUAGCAAUAAGAUCUUAGUAUAUCGAGAUAAGAGUAUAGAAGGGGCUAACAACGCAACACAGGAAAUGUUAGAAAAGAAUUUAUUAGAAAAAUUAUUAGGUUUUUCAAACAUAAUAAAAUUGUUAGUACAAUACAAGAAACCAAUAAUUGGGCAUAAUUUGUUUAUGGAUUUAAUACUUUUACAUAAUCAAUUCAUAGGACCAUUGCCUAAAAAAUAUUCCAUAUUUAAAAAGAAUAUAAACAAUAUGUUUCCAGAAGUAUUUGAUACUAAAUAUAUUUCACAUGAAAUGGGCAAGAAAUUAACGCUGGAUGAAGUAUGGCAGUCAAAUAUAUUACAAGAGUCUGAUAACCAUUUAUCUAUUCUUGAUGACUGCACUCUAGUAUUAAAUGUAUUAAUUACAUUCCAGAGCCUCGAUGAAAACGAUCCGCCCACGCACCGUCCCGAUUUGUUGCACAUCAAAUCUCUAAAGGAGCGAAUUAUGAACAUCGAUAAGGUGGCGAGCGCGGUGGCGGGGUGCGGGGCGGCGGACGUGCGCGCGCUGGGCCGCCGCGCCGCGCUUGUAGCCGCUGGCACGCACUUCACGGCUGAGAGGAUCCUGAAGAAGUUGAACGACAGCCGGGACUACAGAGUGUCGACAUACAAGCCGUACGCGCAGUCCGCGGCGCGUCGCCUCGCCAUCUGGAGCGGCGCUUUGAUCACAGGCAGCUUGUUGUUAGUGCUGCUACACAAGAGAGUCAAGUCGUAAACAUACGUCAUUCUGUUUGUAUUAACUGAUCAAUAAGAGUUAAUGUAAAGUAAUAAUUAAAUAAAUAAAUCAAAUAUUA